Messenger RNA from Bursaphelenchus okinawaensis, 1218 nucleotides. Lineage: Eukaryota; Metazoa; Nematoda; Chromadorea; Rhabditida; Aphelenchoididae. The record is from the annotation of a GenBank genome assembly.
AUGUGGAUCAACGAACAUGUACACAACCACUACCGGCCAAUGGACUUGCCCAAAGAUCUCUGUGUUCGUAGGUAUGGCGGGGAAUUUAAAAUUUGGUGCGUGGGGUAGGGUAGGGUACGACAAAAAAUGUAGGAUAUGGUAGGGUAAAGUAGGGUAUGGUAAGGUAAGGUAGAGUAUCUUAGGUCAAGUAAACGCUUCUUCCUAAGCCUUAGAGCAAGAACAAAAAAGAAGCUAACUUUACUAUCAACCCCCAUUUCAGUAUCUUCCAAUGGAACAACGAGACCAUCAACAUUUGGUCCCAUCUCAUAGGUUUCUUCUACUUUCUCCACAUGCAAUAUCGGGUCAAUUUUCAAGUUUUACCAGCCCUAAAUGCACCACAAAUGGACCAUAUUGUGUUCAGUCUAUCUCUAUUCGGUUCUCAACUUUGUAUGAUACUAUCAGCCGCAUACCACACGUUUGGUUGCAUUAAUGAGUACGAGAGGAACAAGUGGCUCAGGAUGGACGUGUUUGGCAUUUCAGCUGGAUUGUUGGGAAUGUAUUUGGGUGGCAUUUAUACGUCGUUUUAUUGCUUUAAUGUAAGAGUUUUUACAUUUUUUAUCUUGCUUUUAUCGUGUGGCACUCUGCUUACAAAGACAGGUUUAGACCAGUCCCUUGAGUGUCAUACUAAGGAGGUCUAACUGCAACACAUAGUAGUCAUCAAACCAAAAAUAAUGCAAAGCCUUUCUUCAGAACGCCCUCCAAACCUACUUAUCAGUACUCAGCGGCAUCGUAGCUCUAGCCCUGUAUAUACCAGCCAAAAAGGACGCAAUCACAUCCAAAAUAGGUAACACACGAAUCGGCUACCUUCACCUCACAUACAUUGCCAUAACCAGUUUCGGCAUCUACCCCACAAUCCACUGGAUUCAACUCCAUGGUGGCUUCGACAACCCCCAUGUGGCCACAUGGCUACCAUCCAUCAUAAUCAUGUUUGGAUUGGUGGCUAUGGGCUUCGUGUUCUAUGCCACGCUGAUUCCGGAACGUUUUUGUCCGGGAAAGUUUGAUUUGAUCGGAUGCUCACAUCAGUGGUGGCAUUUGUUUAUAUUGGCAGCCAUGAUAUACUGGAACGAGGCUGGGGUUCAGCUUCUUACCUAUUAUCAUUCCAUGCCACAGCUUUGUUCUCAUGUGGAUAUGGGUGCGGAUUCUUUGAUUACUAUCAACUCAACUCGCUUUGAACUUUAA